Molecule: messenger RNA, 169 nt
Organism: Galeopterus variegatus (Sunda flying lemur)
Lineage: Eukaryota; Metazoa; Chordata; Mammalia; Dermoptera; Cynocephalidae
Product: calcipressin-3-like
Exons: 1
Biological process (GO): calcium-mediated signaling
Cellular component (GO): cytoplasm; nucleus
Molecular function (GO): calcium-dependent protein serine/threonine phosphatase regulator activity
Source: RefSeq, a predicted model, not a curated record
CAGAUGUCCAGUGAAGCCCGGGACAAAUCGUAUUUACUGCCGCCACAGCCUGUCAAACAGUUCCUCAUCUCCCCGCCAGCAUCUCCCCCGGUGGGGUGGAAGCAGAGUGAGGAUGCGGUGCCUGUUAUAAAUUAUGAUCUCCUCUGUGCUGUUUCCAAAUUGGGACCAG